AGUUCGCUGGUCUCAGCUCGCUCCAAGACACGGAACGUGCGUGGUUCAGUCUCAUCAAGCAUAUACGAUGAACCAGAGACGACGGAAUCAAUACCACCCUUGAACAUUGUCAAAAAGGUUCCUUUGCCGCAGCUGCCACCUAUCUAUCCGACAACAGACGCCUCGUCCCUCACUGGCCUUCCAUCAAAUACAUAUCAGCAGCAGAGUCUGGAAGAACACGACGACUUAGCGAGGUACUCGAUCGAUAGCAACGACUCGACAAAAACCGUCACGCAGUCACGAGUCGACCCUUCUAGGAGUCACUUCAGUUGGACGACUUACGCAGAGACAGAGCGGAGUGUUUCGCCGACCUCAUCAUACAUCGACAACACGAACCUCGCAGGGGAGCCAGACAGCCGCUUUAGUUGGACGACAACGAAUACAGACGCGACAUAUCAGCAAGACACACCACCCUGUAGUCCGACACCCACAUACCCUACCUCGAUCAUGUCACGACGACGCCCCGUGCCUGGAAGAGAAUCAGUGCAACCGAAAAGACACGACAGCAUGAGCGACGUCCAAGACGUGCAACAAGCAACAUCUCACAAAUUACUCCCCCAACCACCCAAGACAAGACAGGCAAUGAAUCAUGUUGAGGAACUGAUGUUCCGGCUGGAGUCACUAGAAGUGCAGAAGACGAACAUGCAGAAACUGUUCAAGGACCUCGAGAAAGUAGAUUCGGCCAGUCCGAUUGAAGUGUCAGAAAGAAUGCGACGCGAGAACCGAAAGAAAAUGAGCGAAGUGCGUGUCAGGCAGGACGAAGUGCAGAGGGAACUAUUCGAGGUUGGAAGAUUGCUGAGCCGGGCCAGGGCAAAAGCCGAAGAGGCAGAUGGAAGCACAGGAUUGUGGCUCCGUCGUGUUACAGACUGA
Molecule: messenger RNA, 909 nt
Organism: Aureobasidium melanogenum CBS 110374
Lineage: Eukaryota; Fungi; Ascomycota; Dothideomycetes; Dothideales; Saccotheciaceae
Exons: 1
Source: RefSeq, a predicted model, not a curated record